GAAAAUAGAAGACGAACACAGAAACCAUGGAAGAAUAUUUCUCCUCCUCCUUCAGAAAUUCAAAGCAAAUAGUGGGUUUUCUGAGCUUAGAACAACAACAGCUUGUCGCAGAUCGCUGUAACUCAACACCCAGAAGCAACAUCAUCAUCAUCGUUCAUCAUGUGGAGGAGAUUCUUGACAAAGAAGUGCAUGUCAACAAGCAGGGCCGUUGGAUGGUGGGACCAUGUGGGACCAGCCCCUAAGGACCCCAUCACCAGUGUCACCGAGGCUUUCCUCGCUGAUACAAGCCCUCACAAGAUCAACCUCGGUGUGGGAGCUUAUAGGGAUGAUGAAGGGAAACCAGUUGUUCUUCAAUGCGUCCGAAAUGCAGAGGCCGAGAUUGCUGGUACCGACUUCCUGGAGUCAGUUUCCACUGCAGUCAGUUCAAAUCUAGUUGAGGAGAGUGUUAAAUUGGUUUACGGAAAGAAUACAGAUGUUGUGAGAGAAGGAAGGUUUGCUGGAGUCCAAGCUCUCUCAGGCACUGGCGCAUGUCGCCUCUUUGCCGAGUUCCAGAGGCGUCUUUAUCCUGAAUCAGCAAUGUAUCUACCUGAUCCGACUUGGUCGAACCACCACAACAUUUGGAGAGAUGCCCAAGUUUCACAGAAUACCUUCCGCUACUACCGUCCUGAGUCUAGGGGACUACACUUUUCAGCACUCAUGGAUGAUGUUAAGAAUGCCCCGGAUCGUUCUUUUUUCUUAUUCCAUCCUUGUGCUCACAACCCAACUGGGGUUGACCCUACUGAGGAGCAAUGGAAAGAAAUCUCAUAUAAGUGCAAGGAGAAAAACCACUUCCCCUUCUUUGACAUGGCUUAUCAAGGUUUCGCUAGUGGAGAUCUUGACAAGGAUGCCAAGGCAAUCCGGAUUUUUCUUGAAGAUGGACAUUUAGUAGGCUGUGCUCAAUCUUUUGCAAAGAACAUGGGAUUAUACGGACAUCGUGUGGGUUGUCUCGGUGUUCUUUGUGCGGAUUCAAAGCAAGCAAUUGCCGUCAAAAGUCAGCUGCAACAGAUUGUUAGGGCAAUGUACAGCAGCCCUCCUGUUCAUGGCAUAUUACUGGUCUCCACAAUCUUGAAUGAUCAAGAUUUGAAGGCGCUUUGGCAAGAAGAAGUCAAGGUCAUGGCAGACCGCAUUAUCAGAAUGAGAGCCACAUUACGUCAGAGUCUUGAGAAAUUGGAUUCUCCUCUCAACUGGGAGCACAUAACUAACCAGGUUGGCAUGUUUUGCUUUUCUGGGUUAUCACCUGAACAAGUUGAUGAGCUUGCAAAGGAGUACCAUGUCUACAUGACCCAUGAUGGUCGCAUAAGCAUGGCAGGAGUAACCACAAGCAAUGUGAAUUACUUGGCAAAGGCAAUACAUGAGAUCACAAAAUCUAGUCGAGAGGCUUAAAUUCGUUGCAUAGACAGCAAGUCAUAUAUGAACAAUUUUUACAUGAUGUUCUGUUUUAACAAAAUGUAAUUGCUCAGGGGAUUAAAAGAAAGGCCCCUUAAUACAUAUGUUUUAUAUUGAGACUUUUGGCGGAAAAUGGGAUGUGCAUUGUACCACUUAGACAAAGUCAAUUUAUUGGAAUUUGAAUUUUA
Cornus florida is the source of this 1613-nucleotide messenger RNA. Its product is annotated as aspartate aminotransferase, mitochondrial-like. NCBI's taxonomy places the organism in Eukaryota, Viridiplantae, Streptophyta, Magnoliopsida, Cornales, Cornaceae. Gene Ontology annotation, cellular component: mitochondrion. Gene Ontology annotation, molecular function: pyridoxal phosphate binding; L-aspartate:2-oxoglutarate transaminase activity. Gene Ontology annotation, biological process: amino acid metabolic process; biosynthetic process. Bases 160 to 1422 code for a protein of 420 amino acids. The transcript is spliced from 10 exons. The record is from RefSeq and is a predicted model, not a curated record.